UGGUGAUGAUGAUGAUAACUUGAAUUUUACGGAUGAGUUAAUAAUUGAAAAAAAGAAUGACCACAACAACAAACUGUUGUCAUUGAUAUAGUCGACGGAUAUGUAUUUCGGAUCAUAAUUUAUUGUUUUUUUUUUGUUCAUAUGUUUCGUUUUGUUCGCAUGUUUGUACGCCAAUCGUUUAUUUGUUUUCAAUUCCUACUAACCUCGAUUCUCUCUUCAAGCAACAAAAUUUAUACAGUUCAUUUAUUUAUAUAUCUAUAUUACGAUUCAUCAUUCACCAUUCUUGUUUGAUUUUGUGUCUGUACACUGAGUUAUCUAAUACAUUCGACAAAUCUGAAUUGAUAUUUAGUAUGCAUACUGCUUCCUUAUACAGUUUAUAAUAAUCAAUAAUCUACCAAUAACUAUUAUUCAAUUUUUCAAUCUAUUUUGUUUGUUUUUUCUCAUUUUCCAACCAUUCAUCCGAACGAUCGAUUUACCUGAUGCAGCAGGUAAUACACACUUUAAAAAAAAACACAAAUAAUGUGAUUCCCUUAUGAUGAAUUGUCUUUGUAAAAAAAAAUAACUACAUGCGUGUUAUAUGAUAACAUUGUAUCAACAAUCACCAUAUAUAUUUAUAAUGAUGAGAAUCUGCUGAAAAAAAUCAGCUGUAGCAUUUCCAGAUGAACGACAAUGUAGAUGAUUAUUAAAAAAAAAAAAUUUGAUUUUUGAAUUCGACGCACAACAUUUGUUUGCCCAUCUUAUUAAUCAAAUGUUCCUUAUUCAUUCAUUGGCCUUUAUCGAUUUAUUGUAAAUAUACCGUCACCAUCAUCAUGAUUCGCAAGAAUCGAAUCCUACAGAUAUUAUUCUGUCUAUUCCUGUUAACCGUGAUAUUUCCAAUCCUCUUGAAUCUUCUGGGAAAUUUUCACAAUAAACAGCUCUCACCAUCGUUGCAACCACAAGCAAUCAUUAUUUCAAAUCAAGAAAAAUUACAACUUAAUAAAUAUUAUGGACAACAAGAAUCCUCUAAUGAACAUGAUUCAUUCAUAUUACAACCGAUUAAUAAUUUAAAUCUAACAUAUGUAAAAAUGAUAGCUGGCAAUAAAUUGGAUCAACAACUGGAAUAUCGUUUUGCCGAUCUAAGUAAUCGAGUGAAAUAUGCUGAAAUGAUUGCCGGUGAACGUAAACAGGAAAUCUUCCAGCUAUUACAAGAAAUUCGGGAUCUUUGGACCGUCAUACAGAAUAAAUCAUCAAAAGAACUACAUACUAAUUUUACAUCAUUCACUAUGAGCAAAUCGAUGGCUGAAUUGCUUUUCACUGAGCAAAAUUCUUCAUUAUCAAUGCAAGAGGAAAUUGUUCAGAUGCCUACAUUAUUAAGUCUUAUGCCUCAUCUUGCAUCAACAUCAUCAUUAAAUCCGGCAUUUCGUGUUGCUACCAAACAAAAACAAUUGGCUCGUCGUUUUGUAUUUGGAUUGCCAACGGUAAAACGUUUGGUUGAAUCUUACCUGAUUUCAACAUUGAGAGAUUUGAUCAAAAAUCUAUCACCAAUCGAACAAGAACAAUCAUUGUUUGUAGUAUUCAUUGCUGAAAGCGACCCAGAAUUUUUUCAAAAAACUGCCAGCGAUAUUAUUGGUAAUUUUGAGAAACAAAUCGAUUCGGGUUUAAUAGAAAUAAUUUCGCCGCCUGCUAACUAUUAUCCAAAUUUUUCCAACCUCAAACAAACACUUGGUGAUCCAAUUGAACGAGUCAAAUGGCGAAGCAAACAAAAUUUUGAUUUCGCUUACCUGAUGAUGUAUUGUCGACCGAAAGGAACUUAUUAUGUUCAACUUGAAGACGAUAUCAUAACAAAGCCAUCAUAUUUGGCUAAAAUGGAAAAUUUCAUAGCCAAAAAUACACAGACGAAACAAGAUUGGCUUAUAUUAGAUUUUUGUUCCCUUGGUUUUAUUGGUAAACUAUUUCGUACAAUCGAUUUGUCACAUUUUGUUCUAUUUUUCACCAUGUUUCACAAUGAUAAACCGGUGGAUUGGCUUUUGGAUAAUUAUGUUCAAACAAAGGUUUGCCGUUUCGACAAGGACAUAAAAGAUUGUAAACGUCGAAAGAAUGCCAUCUGGAUCACGCAUAAACCGUCGUUGUUUCAACAUAUUGGUACUCAUUCAAGUUUGAAAGGAAAAAUUCAGAAAUUACGUGAUAAAGGAUUCGGAAAAGUUAAAUUAUACGAACCACAUCAUGAUAAUCCACCUGUUUCAGUAUAUUAUUGUUCAAUCAAACAAUAUCAACGAUAUAAGCUCAGUAAUGCCUAUGAAGGAAGAACAUUCUUUUGGGGUGUAUCACCGAUUAAAGGUGAUGUAUUCGGAUUUAAAUAUCAGCCACCAAUCGAUUUGGAAAGCUGCCUAAUCAAAUCCGGAAAUUUGGAACAUCCAUCGGAUGUAUUGUACAACGCUACCCUUCAGAUCAAACCAAAUGUUCCUAAUAACAAAUACAAAAACAUAGAUAAAGAUGGUUUCAUCGAUCUUACGUCAUUCGAUCCUGUCGCAGGUUUAGUCAAUGUUCGAAUACCAAACGAAUUGAAUCCAAUUGUUGAGCUACGUGUUCGUAUUGAUCAAGAUUCAAUUAAUUGGGUGAUUGUAAAUGAGAUCCACAUAAAAGAAAUGUCUCAUCCUACGUAAAACAUAAAUUGGCAAACAACAAACAAAUUAUUUUGUUGUUUUCUACAGUGAAUUCUAGUCUCUGCCUAUAUAUAUCUUAUUAUUAACUGAUUGUGUCAAAAGAAUUUUUUUUUUAUUGCUUAUUAUUAUUUUGUCACAAAAAUAUCAUCAUGUCAAUUGGAAUUUUUUUUUUAUU
Molecule: messenger RNA, 2817 nt
Organism: Dermatophagoides farinae (American house dust mite)
Lineage: Eukaryota; Metazoa; Arthropoda; Arachnida; Sarcoptiformes; Pyroglyphidae
Product: alpha-1,3-mannosyl-glycoprotein 4-beta-N-acetylglucosaminyltransferase A
Biological process (GO): protein N-linked glycosylation
Cellular component (GO): endoplasmic reticulum; Golgi stack; endoplasmic reticulum-Golgi intermediate compartment
Molecular function (GO): acetylglucosaminyltransferase activity
Source: RefSeq, a predicted model, not a curated record